GCAAUUUAGGUACUUUGAAAAACUUUUGCCUUCUAGGUGGAGUUCCUAUUAUCCUAAACUUCACGGCAAAACCUUAUAACUAUGAAACCCGAGUAGAAUCAGCGAUAAUUAUUCAGAAAAUUUGUGAUAGUUCGUCUAAUCUUUCCUUCGAAACAUUUAUUGACUGUGCAGGCUUAGAAUAUUUAAUAGAACCACUACAAGAAGAUUACAACACGCAUAAAGAGUUGAUUUUGAUCAUGAUAAAAGCAAUAUCAAAAGUUUUAGAGGUUCAAAAUUUAUCUAUGAAAGAAAAAUUAUGUAGGAUGUUAGUUAAUGUCAAAUUUCUAGACUCAUUAGCCAUCACGCUUCAUAACAUCAUUUCGGACAAAAACCUUGAAAUUAGUAGUCAUGCAGAAAGAAUAAUGCAUGUGCUCUGGUUUCUUUCAGAAGGACAAUUUAUAGAAACUAUUAUGGAUCAUACAAAUUUGGUCACAGGGAUACUUAAAGUUAUUAAUAACAUUUUAAACAAUUUAGAUGCCUCACAUAAAGUAAAGAUGGUUCAAUUUCUUAUUGUAAUGCUGGAUGAGCAGAAGCAGAGGGAUAUUAACAUUUCAUAUAAAAUUCUUAGUACAAUAUUUAAAAUUUGUCAAUAUAACAAAUCUCUCCAAGAAACUGCUGCCAAAGCAGGAAUCAUUACUCACUUGUUAUACUUUACAAAAAAUCAAAAUUUUAACAAGAUUGCACUUAUAUUACUUUUUAAAAUGGCUAAUGCAGGACGA
This is a messenger RNA of Dentiscutata heterogama, 758 nucleotides long. The record is from the annotation of a GenBank genome assembly. NCBI's taxonomy places the organism in Eukaryota, Fungi, Glomeromycota, Glomeromycetes, Diversisporales, Gigasporaceae.